CCCUGAACAACGCGACACGACGCAGCAAACGCAGCGGCACAAACACGCACAGUAUGUGUACGUACGCGGUACUUGGGAGCGUGCCUGCAUGCACGCGUGUACCCAAGCUAUGCAUACACACACACACAUGUGCAUGGGCAGACAGGACAGGUGUCGUCGUCGUCGUUGUCGUCGUCGCCGUCGUCGACUCUGGCUCUCGCGCGUUGGAUCGUAGGAGCGUGCCCCGAGCGUGUUGAGAUAUGGAAUCGCGGAGCAGAAGGCUCAAAACGACCAGCUCCGUGCCAAGCCGCUCCAUCGCGCAGGGGCCACCCCUGCACGCGACCUGUCCCUCCACCCCCGCAUGCAUGCACCACCACCACCACGUCCACUUUGCCUUUGCAUCCCGUCUCACCACCACCCUCUGCGCCCUCGCCCAUCGCCAAUCACGCCUCUCGCAUUCCUCAUCCACUAUGCUAAGCCUAUGCUUGCUUCACGCACCAUGCUCAGCCGAGGCUCCCAGCAUUUCGGGCCUGGAACUGCUUUGCUCUCUCUUGGAACCAUUGUUUCUGCUUCACCAUCAGCAAUGCAUGCCAAUAUCUAGUAGUCGCAGCAGCGCGUCAAAUUCGGGCCACCUAGACCGUUCCAACAUUGACGCUUCCGAUAUUUCGCUUGGCGCAACUACUCAGCAGAGCAUCACAUCUUCCUUUUCGAGAUCUCACCACCCGAACCGACCACAGGUCCUUUCCGCCUCUCUUGUUGCUGCGUUCUAGGCCGCUGCUCGAAUAACGCAAUCCAGCACGCAAAACGAGGGCACGGUCGAUACGAUUGUUGGUGUGCCGUGCUGCCGCGUAUGCGAGAGUCGCGGGCGGCCCUGUACAUGCAUUGACUUUUGUCUUCUCGUACAAAGAUACGGUCGUUCCGGUGUGGCAGCAUUUACCGAGACUUUGUUUCCCGCCUCCUGGUCCUGCUGAGUCGCUGCCCAGAAGAACCCCGCUUAUACGCUG
This is a messenger RNA of Periconia digitata, 983 nucleotides long. NCBI's taxonomy places the organism in Eukaryota, Fungi, Ascomycota, Dothideomycetes, Pleosporales, Periconiaceae. The record is from the annotation of a GenBank genome assembly.